UGACAACAUAACUCAACUGUCAUUUUUUUUUAUAAUUACAAAAUCAAAACAUAAACAAUAAAACAUUUUCCCAUUUAACAAGUUUUUCUGCAAAAGGGAGGUUUCUUAGAAUUAACUUAAAAUGUCAGACUCACUAAGCAUACCUCAAAAUAUAUGCAGAACUUGUUUGCGUGUUCUUAAGCGACCCAGAGACUUAUUUGAUCAGCAGUUGGAUCUUGUAAGCAGAAUCAAGAAUAUUUCCAAUAUAGAGCUACAAUAUACUCCGGAACUCCCCAGCCACAUAUGCGAUGAAUGCUUUGAGAACAUCAAUGGCUUCUAUUGUUUCCGUAAAAUACUCUUACAUUCAGAUUACGAUUUAAAAUCCCGUCUCGAAACACUUAAAAGAACGAACUAUAAACCAAAACCCCGUAGCAAACCUGCAUUUGAUGACCUAGAUUAUGAUAAUGAAAACCAUUCCAUUGCUUCAGACUCUCCUUCCUUGUCAUCUUUAGAUAUAAAAGAAGAAAAACCACCGGAAAAAGAUCCUGAUGAAGUGGCAAGAGAAAAUGCUGAAAUACUAAGAACCCUUGUAUUAAAAAAACUUUUCAAAUGCCGAGCCUGUGAUCAAGUAUUUAAAUCCAAGUUUAAACUGAAUAAUCACAAAAGAGCCGAACAUACUGCCAAGGGAGUGUGUAACAUUUGUGGUAUAGUUGUAAGGAUAGAUAAUUUAAAAAAACAUAUUAAAUUACACUCAGAUCAGCCCUGUACAUGUGAUGAAUGUGGCAGGGUAUUUAAAAAUUCAGAAUCAUUAAGGACACAUAAAUUCGUGCAUACAGGAAACUCAUACACUUGUGAAAUUUGUGGGAAAUGUUUCAAACUUAGGUCAGAGCAUACCAGGCAUUUAAAGAAGCAUAUUGAUCCAGAUUUCCAAAAAGCUCAAUGCUCCCUGUGCGGCAAAAAGGUGAGAGAUCUCAAGAAACACAUGCUGACUCACACUGGAGAAAAACCGUACGUCUGCACGUUUUGUAACAAAGGUUACGGCAGUUCUUACGCCCUAAAAAUUCACAGUAGACAACACACCGACGAGAGACCGUACAUUUGUAACCAUUGCGGCUACGGAUUUCCCCAGAAGGUUUCUCUGAUAUCACAUAUUAAGCAUAAACAUUGUUUAUACAAAUAGUUUUAGGUAACAAUUUGUGCUAUACAUAUAUAAGUUUUUAAAUUAGUGGAUAUAUUAGGUUCUAUUUAUUUUUUACUUUUUGUAUAAAGUGCAAACCUGUUUUAACCAUUCUUUUUAAUAGAAAAAUUACACGAUUUUA
Messenger RNA from Anthonomus grandis grandis, 1298 nucleotides. Its product is annotated as zinc finger protein 99-like. Gene Ontology annotation, molecular function: zinc ion binding. NCBI's taxonomy places the organism in Eukaryota, Metazoa, Arthropoda, Insecta, Coleoptera, Curculionidae. Bases 122 to 1159 code for a protein of 345 amino acids. The record is from RefSeq and is a predicted model, not a curated record. Gene Ontology annotation, cellular component: nucleus. The transcript is spliced from 3 exons.